This is a messenger RNA of Didymodactylos carnosus, 696 nucleotides long. Lineage: Eukaryota; Metazoa; Rotifera; Eurotatoria; Philodinida; Philodinidae. The record is from the annotation of a GenBank genome assembly.
AUGGGACUCGACUUUAUCGGACCGGUUCCCCAAUCCUCCAGCGGUGGCAAAUAUAUUUUAGUAUGCACGGAUUAUUUGUCACGGUAUGCCAUCACUGAAGCAACAGCCAACUGCACGGCUGAGACAGCAGCCAAAUUCUUGGUAGAGAAAGUCAUUUCACAGUAUGGUGUGCCUAGACAAUUGUUAACCGAUCGGGAUACUCAUUUCAUGUCAAAUGUUUUCAAAGCAAUCGCAUCUAGGUGUAGUGUCAACCAUACAACAACAUACCAUCCACAAUGUAAUGGUCUCACCGAAAGAUUCAAUGCAACACUCGCUGGAUCACUCGGCACAUACGUGAAUCAACAACAAAGUGACUGGGAUGAGUAUUUACCCUAUGUGACUUUGGCAUACAAUACAUCUAAGCAAUCAACAAUCCAAAUGGAGCCAUUCAAACUCAUGUAUGGUCGUGAAGCACUACUUCCAUUUGACACACCCAGUUCGACUACUCAACUGUCUACCGCAAAUGAUUACUACGCUGAACUCACCAAAUUUUUGAAACAAGCUAAAUCAACAGUACGCGACAACAUCAAACAACAGCAGAAUGUAUACAAGCGAAUCUUGCCGUACGACACCGGACGGCAAGAUUUACCACCAUUGAAACUAGGACAUGGUACAACGAAUGGGCCGAUUGAAUUACCAAGUAAAACACGUACAUGA